Vicugna pacos (alpaca) is the source of this 8772-nucleotide messenger RNA. RefSeq names its product paired box 2 (gene PAX2). The record is from RefSeq and is a predicted model, not a curated record. Gene Ontology annotation, molecular function: DNA-binding transcription factor activity, RNA polymerase II-specific; RNA polymerase II cis-regulatory region sequence-specific DNA binding. NCBI's taxonomy places the organism in Eukaryota, Metazoa, Chordata, Mammalia, Artiodactyla, Camelidae. Gene Ontology annotation, biological process: anatomical structure development; regulation of transcription by RNA polymerase II.
CUGAGCCGCUCGGUCUUGGGUGGCUGCGUCCAGAUCUCCGGGCGGCGGCAGCCAAGGCGAGACGCGCUGUCGGGCCGCGGAGGAGCGGAGAAGCGAGACCCAGGCCCAAACUGCAGCGGCGGGGAGCAGAGCAUGGAACAGCGCGCUGGCCAGGCAGGUUGACUGCAGGUUCUGGGAGGACCAGCUUUCUUUGUUUGGAACCCAGCUGGACGGGAUUUCCUUCCCGAAGUCUCUGCCAAUGGGCCAGCUCCUCCCAAUGGCUUUGGCCAGCUUGCCGGAAGGGGACCAUGCUGGAGGCCACAAUUAACCCGGCUGUUUGUGGGGUGGGGGCAGGGGUAGUAUUUAACUGAUACCCUGACAGUUGGGGAGGUGCAGUGGGCAAGGGGUACAGGAAGGAGUGGGAAUGGAAGAGUGGCAGGCAAGAGAGACAGAAAGCAGAGUGAUGAACAUGGACAGGGUGUGGUAUAGUCAAUAGAAAGAAAAAAGUUCGAAAGGGAGGAAUAUAGGAAGGAAGGCCGUUAAGAAUCCUCAUCACCUUUACAGGGAAGGUAACUUCCCUACAAGUUGGAUGGAAAACACCACCCCCUGUCCUUCCCAAGCACCCCAAACCCUCCCUUCCCUCUUUGUGGAAAGUUAAGGGUUCAAAAAGCUAGGCACUUAUUCCUUAAUCUGCUAUAGAAAUGUUGGUUUUUUAAAAUGCUUUCCUAUUGGCUAGCUCCGUGGAGAGGCAAGACAAAUGUAAUUAUCCCUAUUUUACAGGUAAGAAAACUGAGGCUCAAGGAGGCAAAGGGACUGAGCAUGUGAUAGUUAUUGCUCCUUCCCUGGGCUUUGGGGUGAGUGGCCCCUUUAGCUGUACAGAAGUCCAUAAAAUGUCGGGGGGCAGGCUGUGUGUUCAGGUCUGAGCCAGGAGUACCAGGACCUCACUGGGCCUCUUGUCCCCCCACCUCCCUCUAGCUUGUUCUCUGUUGGACAGAGCCCUCCACCGCUACCCUAUAGAUUUUUGGCCCAAUUUUUCCUGGCUUGACAAUUUUUUUCAUCUCCCCAGUUGGGCGGCCUACCGGUGACAGCCACCUGGCAGGCCCGUGUCACUAAGAGGCCGCUUUGGUGGCCAAGUGGCUUGCAUUGUCGUUUCCCCUCAAAGGGGCUGCGAAGGGCCGGCGGGUUGCUAGGACCUCUUGUGAGGAGAAGCUGGGUUAAAGGGGGGGUGGGGCCAGGGAGGAUAAAGGCGCAGCACGUGCGCCGGCCUCCGCAGGACCAACAGACAGAGCGGGUGGGGCCAGCUGGGAGUCAGGCCCCCCGGGCUUCACGCGGGGAGCCCAAAUAUUGGGAACAAAAGCAGGAAAAGAAGAGUGAGAGCAGGAGGGAGGGAGGGAGCAAGGGAGGGAGCGAGGAAGCAGAAAUUAGGGGGUCUUACAUAAAAAAAAAAAAAGAAAGUAGCUUUAGGGGGAAUGUGCCGUGGAGUGUGAAAUUGCAGCCCAUGGUGCUCCAUAUUGUACCAGAAGCUCUUCCAAAAAAAAAAACAAACCAUCCUCCAACGUGACCAGAGGGCUAGGAAGGGGGAGGGGCGGGGAGAGAAUGGGGAGGAGGAGGGGAAAGGGCCUGGCCGGAGCUGGUCAGGUCGAGCUGGAGAGGGGGCCGGAGUGCGGGCGCCAGCUGCUUAGGAUCUGAUCUUGGAGAGGAUGCGCCCAGGGGUGUGCAUGGGGACCCUGGGGGCAAGUGGGCCAUGGCUGUCCCAGACAUGAAUUGUCAGGCGAACUUUGGUUUUCUUUUCUUUCUCCUUUUUUGUGGUAGUGAUGACUUCCAAAACUGGGAAUAGUUCAGAAGAGGAGCUUGGUUGCGGAGCUGCUGCUCUGCUCUACCCUCCUAUCUUCCCGUCUCCAUUUCAGCUUUUCUUCCCUUUGGACUAGUUCCCCCCUACCCUUGGUUCUAAACAGCUCCCCACCCCCCGAACUUUAAUGCGUUUAAUUUGGUCCGCGCUGUGGGGAGCAUUUCCUAGCGAGAUACAUUUAAUUUCGGAAUUUCUAAUCCCUUCCCUCAGAGCCUCCUCCCUGGCUCCCCUCACUGCUCCCCAGGAGGUGGAAGGAGGAAGGUUGGUCCAGGCCAUGGGGGAGGGGCAAGACUGGGAUGGUCCUCGGGGCCUCUGCCAGCAGUCCCCCCACAGGCCCAGCCUCCUUCCCAAACUGCUUGAGGUCAGGCUCCUGGGCCCCAGGUCAGAGCCCUGCAUGCAAAGGCGAGGCAGCCAAGCCUCUGCCUUUCCUUGUCCAAGCAGAAAGAGCUGGGCCAGGGAAUGGGAAACCAGAAAAGGAGCAGAAGGGUCAUGCAGGGAGAAGGUGCAAUUAGGGGCAGUGGACAGGGGUUGCCGAGCACAUCACUUCAUGCACAAUCUGCCCAUAAAUGUAUCUGGGAUUUCAGGGUGCUUGUCAUGCUUGGCUUGGUUUGGGGCACCUUAGCGUAUGUAUACUGUGGGGGAGGAGAGGGGUGUUCAACUGGGACCACCACCUCUCAGACAACUACACUGAGCAGAACAGGUCCGGGACCUCCAGAGAGCCAGGCGGCGCGGGAGCUCAGCACCAAGGAAGGAGGCAAGGGCGGGGGUGCUGAGCGCUAGGCGAGCCUGGCAGGGAAGGGAGAGGAGACGGCGAAGGAACGGAGAUCCACAAGGAAGAUUUAUUGGGCAGAUCAGAUGCACAGAGGCGGCUAAUGAAGCAAAUCCCGAGAUGGGUAUCAGAGCAACUCCCCAAAAGUUUAUUUGCCUUUAAAUUUCCGCAGGGAGGCGGGCGCCUUGUUUGAAGUGUAAAUGCCCCUAGGUUGGGGGGGGUGGUGGAAGGGCCGCUUUGAAAACACCAGAGAGAAAAGGUUCAUUUAGAGGCAGACGGGAAAAGCAACGAACCCUGACAAGUCGGAGCCCGGGUUGUGUUUGGGGUUGGGUUGUUUUCUUUCUUUCUCUUUCUUUUCCUCUUUCCUCUUCUUUCUUCUUCCCUUUUUUCCCUUCUGGCUUUUUUUCUCCUCUAUGAAGACUAUAGAAGAAAGGGAAGAACAGGAAAGGGAGCAUCAGAGGGAGAGGCCAGCGCCUCUGGAGAGAAAUCUGUAAUCCAGACCUUCACUAUGGAGCCCUGGGAGAAGGCUAAAGGGAUUUCUAAUCAUCAGGGAGCAUUGCUCUUUGACCUUCUAGAUCCACCAAUAGGCUGGUGCCAGGGAGGAAGCUGCCAGGAGCUGGCUUGGUGGAGGGUGAAUGUCCAGCUAGUGCAGUGCUGGGAAGUGUGUUAGGAGCAGGGGGAGUAGGGUGCUGGAGUCUCAGGGGCUGCCUGGGAAGUGGACUAUCAUGGAAGGGUCUUCACUCCUCAGGAGGUCCGUGUGACGUGUAGGUGUGUGAGUGCACUUCCAGCACACUUUGUGCAUUAAGUCCCCUUCUUUACAAAACAUGAAACCCCUCUUGCCUGAUGUGAAAAAAUGCCUGUUGUCUGCACUCACACUUCCUCAUAGUGUGUGUAACCUAAGAAUAUGUCUAGCUGGUUCUAGAAAAAUCUGAGUCUUUGUGUCGAUGUGUCCAAGAGUUCAGACUCCCUAAGACAACUUCCUAGAGUUACACUGGGAGACCUGGGGCAAAGAACUCCUUUAGUUCUGAACUCUUCUCAGUAAGGACCCUUCCUAUAUGCCACCCUCUCUCCCCAGUUCUGGGUUAAUUUACCUCCCUGAAAGGAGCCCAAGGCUGUACCAGCUAAUACCCACAUGAGAGGCCCUUUCUCUCAAGCCCAGGAGCCUUUCCCUUCAGACUGCCUGAACUCUGUUUUCUUUUUUCGCCCCCCACACCAAGUUAAUGCGUGUUCGUGGGGUUGUGAGGCCAAAGCAAACCCAGGAGCGCCAUCUGCAGGUCUCGAAAGGAAGAGACUGACCUUCGGGGCUGGACCCUGCGCCUUCCACCUCCAGCCCAAGGGAGCCAGCUUGAACGUCCAAGGGAAGUAGGGGUGGAGGUUGGGAGGGAGGGGACAGGCGGGGAGCGAAUUUUUACUCCCAGAAGUUACUCUGCAGGUGGAUUAAACGGGUCGGGCUCUGGAAGCUCCAUGAAGAAGGGCGAAUGCUAGGAUCCCAGCAAACCCGGCUCCCUAAGGAGUGAGAGGCUCAGAACCCCGUGAGGCUGAGCCAGCCCUGAGCCCCGCCCGAAGAUGAAGGGCGCUCUGAAAACCUGGGUGCAAGAGGCCCAGUAGGACUUUCCUCCUGGCUGAGUCAGGCCAGUUCGGCCCCCAACCUAGCUGCCGCCUGGGUUCCGGCCAGAAGAACAGUGGCGCGAGUCCGCGGCGCUUCUGCAGGCGCCAGGGUGGGCAGGCAGAGGACAGAGUCGCCUCGAGUCCAGGCGGCAAGAGUGCAGCGCGGGCUUCCCUGCGCCGCCCUUUCGCAGACCCAGAAAGCGGGGGAGGGAGCAAAGGAGGGAGAGAGAGUUAAAACAUCAGCUGAAGUGCCAAGAUGAUUUAUGAGACAAGGGAAAAUAUUUCAUAAAGAUCUCCCGGAUAUUCUGUACUUAACCAGUUAGGAGACAAAGGGCUUCUCCUGCCUGAUGCGUGCGAACGGACCUGAGCGAGCAAGGGAGCGAGUGCGGCCGAGGGCUGCGGAGGCUGGGCCAGCGGCUCCAGCAGGAGCGAGGCCGGGCCGAGCGCGCUGCGCCUUCUGCGCUAGCUCCGGAUCCACCGAGCUGGUAGCGGGCGGCGCUCAGCCUCGUUCGCAGCUUCUUCUCCUCAGGCGGGGAGAGGGAACCAAGCCUCGGUCUCCAGCGACCAGUCGUUCUGCACUGCCUCCCCAAGCUCCCCUCCCUGGCCACCCGAGGGUCCAGAAGCCAAGUCCCAGGGCUCUCCCACGGUCGCCUGGGUCCCACUGAGGCAGGUGGGUCCCCGCCGGAGGUCUCCAGCUCGCUACUAAUCCGAGCGCUCUGGGCUGUCUAGACCCCGUAAGGCAAGGGGACAAGGGAAGCCCUACGCGCAGCCGCGCGUGGGACGGGAGAGGACAAACUGCAGGGCACUUUGCCCCGGAAUGAGAAUUGGGGGUGCGUGGUUGGGGAGGUACCUCAAGAGGGAAAGGCGAAAGAGAAGGACCAGAGAGAGGAAGGAAGAACCAGGAGGAACGGAAGGGAACUCAGAGCUGGCGGGGGUGGGGGUGAAUAGGACUAGGGAUGCGGACGGAGCUCAGGACCCCAUGGCUCUUGCGGGCACUGGCCGGUGGAUGGCAGGGCUGGUCCUGAAGUUGAGUUUGAGAGGCGACACGGCGGCGGCGGCCGCGCUGCUCCCGCUCCUCUGCCUCCCCAUGGAUAUGCACUGCAAAGCAGACCCCUUCUCCGCGAUGCACCCAGGGCACGGGGGUGUGAACCAGCUCGGGGGGGUGUUUGUGAACGGCAGGCCCCUGCCCGACGUGGUGAGGCAGCGCAUCGUGGAGCUGGCCCACCAGGGUGUGCGGCCCUGCGACAUCUCCCGGCAGCUGCGGGUCAGCCACGGCUGUGUCAGCAAAAUCCUGGGCAGGUACUACGAGACAGGCAGCAUCAAACCCGGAGUGAUUGGUGGCUCCAAGCCCAAAGUGGCAACGCCCAAAGUGGUGGACAAGAUUGCUGAAUACAAGCGACAGAACCCAACUAUGUUCGCCUGGGAGAUCCGGGAUCGGCUCCUGGCAGAAGGCAUCUGUGACAACGACACAGUGCCCAGCGUCUCUUCCAUCAACAGGAUCAUCCGGACCAAAGUUCAGCAACCUUUCCACCCAACGCCGGAUGGAGCCGGGACCGGAGUGACUGCCCCUGGCCACACCAUUGUUCCCAGUACGGCCUCCCCUCCUGUUUCCAGCGCCUCCAAUGAUCCAGUGGGAUCCUACUCCAUCAACGGGAUCCUGGGGAUCCCUCGCUCCAAUGGCGAGAAGAGGAAACGUGAUGAAGUCGAGGUAUACACUGAUCCUGCCCACAUUAGAGGAGGUGGAGGUUUGCAUCUGGUCUGGACUUUGAGAGAUGUGUCCGAGGGCUCAGUCCCCAAUGGAGACUCCCAGAGUGGCGUGGAUAGUUUGCGGAAGCACUUGCGAGCUGACACCUUCACCCAGCAGCAGCUGGAAGCUUUGGACCGGGUCUUUGAGCGUCCUUCCUACCCUGACGUCUUCCAGGCAUCAGAGCACAUCAAAUCAGAACAGGGGAACGAGUACUCCCUCCCAGCCCUGACCCCUGGGCUUGAUGAAGUCAAGUCGAGUCUAUCUGCAUCCACCAACCCUGAGCUGGGCAGCAACGUGUCAGGCACACAGACAUAUCCUGUUGUGACCGGUCGUGACAUGGCGAGCACCACUCUGCCUGGUUACCCCCCUCACGUGCCCCCCACUGGCCAGGGAAGCUACCCCACCUCCACCCUGGCAGGAAUGGUGCCUGGGAGCGAGUUCUCCGGCAACCCGUACAGCCACCCCCAGUACACGGCCUACAACGAGGCUUGGAGAUUCAGCAACCCCGCCUUACUAAUGCCGCCCCCCGGGGCUCCGCCCCUGCCGCUGCUGCCGCUGCCUAUGACCGCCACUAGUUACCGCGGGGACCACAUCAAGCUUCAGGCCGACAGCUUCGGCCUCCACAUCGUCCCCGUCUGACCGCCCACCCCGGAGGGAGGGAGGACCGACGCGACACGAAGCCUCCCGGCCACCGCCCCAGACCCAGCCCCAUCCCAGGACCCCUGCAGCCCUUCACUUCACCCCGUCGAAGGCCGGACAGGACGGGUGGAAUUGCGGGCGGAAUCGCGGGCGGGACCCUCAGGCCCGGGCCCGCCGCCCCCAACCCCGCCCGCCUCCGCCCCCGCCUGCCUGGACUGCGCGGCUUCGCGAGGAGGGCCCGACCCAGCUUGUCUCCGCCUCGCCCAAGCUGGCCCCGGAGCCUAUCAGCCACACGGCCGGACUCUGGCCCGGCCCGCCGCUGCGCGCGGGGGACACGUUUCUGUGACACACAAUCAGCGCGGACUGCAGCGCGGCUCAGCCCCGGAGCAGCCCGCCUCGGACGCUUCCGCGCCAGGAAGCCUCGCUGGAGGGACUGGGCAAAGGAAAUUAAGAACAAAACGACUUUCUGUUGUAGGAGGAAGAGCCUCCUGCCGAGCCCUCGGGGAAAAGUCCUUACCCCCGCGCCAGCUGGACUGACACCAUCCUCCCAGUGUGCCCUGCCCCAAAGGUGGAAUGGAAUGGUGGUGUACAGGGGGCCAGGCUCUAGGGACACGGGUUGGGGUCGCCAGGUAUUUCUAAGGUUGAGACCCAAGGCACGCAGGCUCCAGCAGCACGCACCCACAGAGCCGACUCUUGGCUCUUCCCUACUCCACCUCAACAGCUCAGUUCCCCAGGGCCCAGGCACUUCCUACUAGUAACCAGACUCUCAGCUUCGCCUUGCCCCUACCUCAGCAUCUCUUCCAUCUGCUGACCUCGCAGUUCCCCCUCCUGCCCGUUAUUUCCCCAUCCCACGACGCUUUGCAUCUCUCCUAACUCGAAGCCCCAACGGAGGCUCUCCCGUGCCUGCCUCAGGACCAGUUUCCGCAGGCCAAGGGCACUGGUCUUUCCCAAGCAGUUACUUGAUGUCCCCCUCCCCCGAUACAGACUCUCAAUCUGCUGGUGGUAGGAGCAGGUUCUGGGCUGGCGUCUGAGCUGCGCGGGGUGGAAGUGGGGGACUGCCCACCCCCAGCCUCCUCCUCUGGCAAUAACUGAACAGAACCGCAAAAAGUCUACAUUUAUUUAAUAUGAUGAUCUUUGCAAAAAGGAAAACAAAACAAAACCCCAACAGGCUGCUGCUUUGUAGAAAGACGGUGUGUGUCGUGUGAAGGCGAACCCCUGUGUAUAUAACCCCGCCCUAUCCGCCCCGCCCCGCCCAGUAGAGUCCCCUUGGCCCGCCCGCCCUGCCUGUAGAUACGCCCCGCUGUCUGUGCUGUGAGAGUCGCCGCUCGCUGGGGGGGAGGGGGGGACACAGCUACAAGCCCACUAAAGCACAGCACGUCCUGGGGGAGGGGGGCAUUUUUUUAUGUUACAAAAAAAUUACGAAAGAAAAAUCUCUAUGCAAAAUGAUGAACAUGGUCCUGUGGACUCCUCUCGCCUCUGUUUUGUUGGCUAUUUCUCUGUAACUCCGUGUUUUCGCUCUCUCCUCAUCCUUUUCCUCUGCAUCUCUCCCCUCUGCUUCUCUCCCCCUCUGUCUCUGUCUCUCUCCGUCUCCGUCUCUUGUCCCUCUCUGUCCCUCCCUCGGCCUUUCUCCCCAGCCCUGCCCCGGCCGCCUUGCCCUCUGAGGCUAGAUCCGAGGUGGCAGCUCUAGCCCCCGGGCUUGCCCCUCGCUGCUGUGCCCCGCGCGCCCUGGGCCGCCGGCGGCCGGGCCGCCCCGCCCUGUAGUUGCUCUCUCCGUAGCAGCGAUGCGCCCUGCAUGUCUCCUCACCCGUGGAUCGUGACGACUCGAAAUAACAGAAACAAAGUCAAUAAAAGUGAUAAAUAAAUAAAUAAAUAAAAAUCCUUGAACAAAUCCUAAAAGGCUUGGAGUCCUCGCCCAGAUCUCUCUCUCCCCUUCGAGCCUUUUUAUUUGAAAAGGAAAAACGAGAAAAGAGAUUAGUUUAAAGGAACUGCCGCUGCCCAGCCAGGCUCCAGUGGCCCGAGCGGGGCAGCGAGCAAGUCAAGGUUUAAACUCCGAGGCCUGACCCAUUCCAGUCCCUGUGGGGCUGGCGAGACAGGGGCCCCAGACCCAGGACCCAGCCAAACCCUCAAAACCCGAUGGCUCUGGUCUCCUUGGCCACUUACAGCGCGUCGGUUCGUUUAAAU